Molecule: messenger RNA, 2408 nt
Organism: Danaus plexippus (monarch butterfly)
Lineage: Eukaryota; Metazoa; Arthropoda; Insecta; Lepidoptera; Nymphalidae
Exons: 2
Coding region: 401-1435 (344 amino acids)
Source: RefSeq, a predicted model, not a curated record
UUCUAAGUAAACUUGUUCAUUCUACACGGGUCUGACUCAGCAGUUCCGUGUGAACAGACUUUUUAGUUUUAUAUUUCUUUUUCGAAUAUUUUAGAAUAUUGUGUCACUAUUUGUUCACCCUUCGUACAAUAUAGUCGAACCAAUUAAUUGUAAUUUAGAUUUAAAAUUAAAUUAAGUCAUUUAAAUUUUGGUUUCAUUGCAUCCACCGACCGUCGAAAUCAUAAUUGGCGCAGUCGGUAGGAUACUCGCGGAUAGUUCGUGAUAAUAUCCAACUUCGAUACCGUGUUCGCGAGCUACCCGGGUGGCUAAGCACCGUUUUCGAGUAUCCGAAACCUAUUCGGUUCGAACGGUUCGGGGGAGAUCUGAAAAUCGAUUCCGCAAUUGAUACCAAAAUUCAGAUAUGCUGAAACUCCUGGUACUUCAUCUCUUCCUCAUACCAGCCCUAACGCAAGAGAUAAAACUUGAGAGUUUGGGAAAUGGACCCGGAAUUUUACCAUUCAAACUAGGUUUAGCUAAGAUUAUAUCUCACUAUCAUUCUUUCAUACAACACAUAGACCUUCAUGAGAUACGCAGUACAAUCGAAUCUGUGAAAAACCAGCUAGAUAGUUUUAGCCCUCAAUUACAUAAUAGAACCAACUCAUUAUAUCAACCUCACAUGAAUUACUUGGAAAAUAAGCUUUAUAAUGUUUUAAAUCAAUUAAAGUCUUUUGAGACAGAUCGUGCAAAGAGAGGCCUCAUAGAUGGACUCGGGUCAGUGAUUAAAAGUAUAACGGGAAAUCUCGAUUGUACGGACGCUCAGAAUUAUGAUGAAGCUAUAAAAUCCCUUCAGGACAGUGAAAACAAAUUAGUUACUGAAUUCAAUAGUCAUGUCAGUCUCUCUAAAGAAUGGUCCUCACAGUAUUCAAAAAUUAUAAGUAAUAUAAUAGAAAAUCAGAGUCAUUUGCAAACCCUUAUUAAUGAAAUAAGUGAAAGCAUUAUUACGAGUGAUAACGACUUAAUUAAGUAUGCACAUUUAGCUCAGAUACUUUUAAUUAUAACUGAUAAUGUAGAUUCCGUUACCCAUGAGCUAUAUAAACUUCAAAACGUACUAGGUUUUAUUAAACUGUCCACCGUGCAUCAUGCGGUCUUGAAUUUAGAAACUAUGAAUUCAAUGAUAAGUAAUGUUAGUAACCUAUAUGGCAGUCAGAAGGUGUUAGAUUUAGAUAUUAGGGAUUACUUUGAUAUAAUUAAGAUAGGUUCUUAUUACGUAGGAAAUAAAAUAGUUAUAGUUUAUAAAAUCCCCAUAGUUUUGCCUUAUACUUAUGACAUGUAUAAACUAUCUAUUAUACCUAACCUUAAUCAAGAAAUCCUUAUUCCACCGUUCCCUUACCUAACCUUGUAUGAGAAAGAUUACAUGUAUAUAGAGGCAGAAUGCCCUAAGUCCAGUAAGUGGUAGCUUUGCGAGGAUAAUCGCCAUCUUCAAAGCCAGGAAUCCAAUGAUUGUAUCCAGCAUCUCAUCUUAACUCAGCAACGUGGUUCGUCGUGCAACCCUAUCACCGUAUCAUUGAAGAAAGCAGCUUUUGAGAAACUCGACGAUCUACACUACAGCAUCAGUUUCCCAGCUCCGACUAAAACUCAUUUAUCCUGUGGACAAGAUUCGUAUCGCACACUACACGGCAGCUAUCUCGUUACAAUUCCUCAAGCAUGUUAUAUUGAAACACCGCAGUUUACAUUAACGAACGCCAAUAACCGGCUAAAAGGACAAGCGGUGAGAAUAAUGGACCUGCCCAGCUACAACGUCACUCCAGCCUCAGCAUCUAAAAUUAAACUGAACUCUAUCGAUCUGAAGCGUCUUCAUGAAAUAAACACCAAGGUCGGCUUACAACCUUUGCUGACCCUAGACCAGAACCCAAAUUAUACACUGUAUCACACCACUAUCCCUCUCUACGUGGUACUGAUGAGUGUAGGCACACUAGCCGCCGCUCUAUUAUAUCGCAAGUAUUUCUACCAGCGGACAUUACAUUCCGGAGACAACCCUGAAGACAACCAGAUGGAAUUGCAAGCAGUUUACACCAUCCCAACACCAACCAGAAGGGUCGAUCUCAAUCAACCCCCAGCUCAAUUCACAACUAACGUUGCUCAUACUCGCUGAUCUUCAGGAGGGAGGUGUUACGUGACGGUGUCAUAGUGAUAGUUAAAUUAGAUAUUAAAAGAGUUACGGUGUAAUCGCAGGCCGCUCUAAGCUUCUAAGUAAACUUGUUCAUUCUACACGGGUCUGACUCAGCAGUUCCGUGUGAACAGACUUUUUAGUUUUAUAUUUCUUUUUCGAAUAUUUUAGAAUAUUGUGUCACUAUUUGUUCACCCUUCGUACAAUAUAGUCGAACCAAUUAAUUGUAAUUUAGAUUUAAAAUUAAAUUAAGUCAUUUAAA